Molecule: messenger RNA, 4394 nt
Organism: Carassius auratus (goldfish)
Lineage: Eukaryota; Metazoa; Chordata; Actinopteri; Cypriniformes; Cyprinidae
Product: E3 SUMO-protein ligase PIAS4-like
Exons: 11
Coding region: 52-1596 (514 amino acids)
Biological process (GO): protein sumoylation; regulation of transcription by RNA polymerase II
Cellular component (GO): chromatin
Molecular function (GO): zinc ion binding; SUMO ligase activity; transcription coregulator activity
Source: RefSeq, a predicted model, not a curated record
UCAACGAACGCCUUCCCGGCUUCUCAUUGGCCAGCCGUUGCCUUUCGCUUCAUGCUCUCGCGGGGCUGCUCUGCGAAGAUGGCGGCCGAACUGGUAGAAGCGAUGAACAUGGUGAAGAGUUUCCGUGUGUCUGAUCUGCAGUCGCUGCUGGCCUCGAUGGGCCGCAGCAAAAGUGGGUUGAAGCAGGAUUUAGUUGGAAGAGCUCUUCGGCUUGUGCAGACCGAAUACAGUCCGGAGCUUCUAAAGAAUGUGCGACAGCUCUAUGAGACACGGUUCCCCAAAUCCACGGCCUGGCUUGGAGCUCGACGACCUGAGUCUGUGCCCGUAACCUAUCCUGCCCUUAACUCCUCGCCUAGAGGCACGGCCCAGGGCACAGACUACCUCAACAGCAUCCCCAAACCAGCUCCGCCUCCUGUGGCAGAAGUCAAAUUGGUGCCCCUACCAUUCUACCACAACCUAGAAACACUGCUGCCACCCACAGAACUAAUCGCACAGAACAGCGAGAAGCUGCAAGAAAGUCAAUGUGUUUUUGAAUUAACAACAAGUCAAGUGGAACAGAUCCGGAAUUCCAGUGAACUUCGCCCAGGGAUGAAAUCAGUUCAAGUUGUUCUCAGAAUCUGCUACACAGACUCUAUCGGUGUUCAGGAGGACCAGUAUCCUCCCAAUAUUGCUGUGAAAGUCAAUCAGUCCUACUGUCAUGUACCGGGUUACUAUCCCUCCAAUAAACCGGGUGUUGAGCCACGGCGGCCCUGUCGACCCGUCAACAUCACGCCCUGGUUACACCUCUCCACAGUCACUAACAGAGUCACCAUCACAUGGGGCAACUUUGGAAAGCGGUACUCGGUGGCUGUGUACCUGGUGAGGGUGUUCACAUCUGGAGAGCUCUUCAACCAGCUGAAGCAUUGCUCAGUCGAGAGUGCUGAUCGUUGUCGCGAACGCAUUCAGGACAAGUUGCGCUUUGAUCCUGAGAGUGAGAUUGCCACUACGGGACUGCGAGUGUCCCUCAUCUGUCCUCUGGUAAAGAUGAGGCUUGGAGUGCCAUGUCGAGUGCUCACCUGUGCCCAUCUUCAGUGUUUUGACGCUGUCUUUUUCCUGCAAAUGAAUGAAAAGAAACCCACGUGGACCUGCCCCGUAUGUGAUAAACCCGCUCCCUUUGAGCUUCUAACAAUUGAUGGGUUGCUGUCUGAGAUCCUUAAAGAGACGCCGGAGGAUGUGGAGGAGAUUGAAUAUUUAACUGACGGCUCAUGGAGGCCAAUCAGGGAUGACAAAGAGAAGGAAAGAGAGCGGGAAAACAGCCGCACACCCGACUGUCCUGUGGUGGAUAUAUGUGUUCCUGAGGUGAACGGUCACUCCCCAGCACACAGCGGCACAAACCAGACCGGGAAGUCUGGAUCGGGUGGUGCAUCGGCAGGAUCCGGCAGCAUCAGCGCCGGGUCGGGAGGCGGAGCCGUGGUGGAUCUGACUCUGGAUGACUCUUCGGAGGAAGAAGGAGGGGGCGGGGCUGAGGACAGCGAGGACACGGAUGACAGCCAGGACAGCCCCGCCCCUAAAAGGGGCAGAUAUGAUUAUGACAAAGACCUGGUCACCGCAUACUGAGACUGGCAGGACACUAAGACUUGUUUGGUUGGGGGGUGUAGAUGGGAUCAGAGCCUUGGAAAAUCAAGAAACAUGUCCCCGUGUCCUCUCCCAAAUGCAUACACACAUGCACUCACACAGACAUGUACACUCAUGCGCUGAUGACCUCUGGAGCAGUCGGGCAUCACAUUGACAAACUUGUAGAUGCCCCGUAAAGCCAUUCCCAAUCAUUCACUGCAACUUAAUACUGUAUUCUCCCUUUAAAGACCAUGGAAGAGUAACACCAUCUUCAGUUCUACUCUAUCGUCCUCGAUUUCCUCGCCGCUUUGUGUUCUGACAGGUUUAAACAUCCUGGGCUUUUAAGAGCUUGCCAGUUUUAGUUUUAUUUGGAGCGGUUCAGGCCUUCGAAACAUUGUGAGACAAGCCACAGUAUCUCAAAAACGUUCAUUCCCUUGGGUCGAGAUCAUACAACCUUUUACAAUCUAUUCAGAGGCAUUUUCGGUUGGUCCUCCACAUAAAAUGUGUAUGUUAGCUGUUUGUUUUACUGUGAUUUGGAGACAUUUCUGACAAAUUUCCACCUCUCUCAAAUAUAUAUAUAUAUAUAUUUUUUUUUUUUGUCCACAGAAGUUGACAAGCUACCUCAGUCUAACAGCGAACUUAACUAGACCAGAGGGUUAUUAAAAGGGUGUUAAAUCCCUUAUUUGAAUUUUUUUUUUUGGUGUAGUUUUGUUUUCAGUCCCUUUUGUUUUUCAAGUGCAACAACACUGGAGAGGCAACAUGCAUUGCUCUUUAUUUUGUGCUUGCCCAUUUAGACAUCAUAUUAAAAACAAUUCUGACUCGAGCAAUGAGUUUUCCGCUCCAAUCUGUCACUCAACUAGUCUGUACUACUGACUGGAUGUAGUGCGCAAAUCGACACUCAGUUCAGAAAGAAUUUUGACACCAAUGGUCAUUUUGAGAUGCUUGUAAACGAGUAAAUAUUGUAUGAUAGCUAAUGCAAUAAUGAUAAUGUAUAAUGUCUGAUCAUUUAAUAGAAAAUUGCAGGUCUCAAUGUCAUUUACUGCUUUCAGUCGUUUUAGUCCUAAUUACACAAAGGCAGAAUAUUAAAUCAGGUUGAGGAGAGGACAAAGAGUUGUUUUUGUUUUCUUCUAGACGUGUCUGUAGUAAAUUAUGUUUAUUUAGCAGGGGAGGUGACGUUAUUGGCUAAAUUAAAAGUUACCUAAACUGAAAACCUGAAACUUUUUUCAGUUGACUUCACUUUACAAUUGAAUUUUUUUUUUCUUUUUUUUUUUUUUUUUUUUUUGGACGAAUGGCUGAUUGGUUUGAGCCCAUUGUUUGGAGGUUGUUUGUGUUCAUUACAGCCGGUUGAGGAGGUGUUGACAUUUGUGUAAUGUUUUGUUGACUUUGUGACAGGAGUGAAUCCUAAAAAUGUUCCUUUAUUUCUUGUCAGAAUGAGUAUUUAUUGAUUUAACAGUUUUUGCCUCUUUUAUUUGAAUUAAUUUUGCAUUUCGCAGCAAUUUCAUGAAUUUCCAGCAUGUUGCUUUCUUUGUGGUGGUAGAUAACGCUGUGUCCUCUCACGGCCUGCUGUUGAACACGCACAUUCAGCCAUUUGCAACAGUCCGAACAUAAGGGGCUUAGUCAGGACUAUGCAGACUUGACCUAAACCUCGGCAGAUUUAGACUCCCGCUAAAUGACCAAACACAAAUGGCACAUCCAGAUGGCUGAUCUGUUGAGGAGGACUCAGGGAUGAACGUGUUCUUCUUGUCUUGACAUUUUCUUCUUAGUUAAACUUGACACUCGAACCAGGUUCUAGCAUCAUGUACAAUAUUACCCUCAUCAUCAGGUCACGUAAGGCAGUCUAGGUUUCUGAUCUGGAAAUUAAGAUCUAUUUUUUGUUGUCCUCUAAGGCUUCAGAGAAAAUCGCUGUACUCUCUAGUGGUAAUUUUAAAGUUUAUUUUAAUGAAUUUUUUUCCCAACUAAUCCUGAAUUCUAACUUGAAUACUCAGUACUGUAUCCUAUCUGUAUUUGGGAAUUUCUCAACAUAAGAAUAUUGCCAUGAAGGGUUAAAUUACUUGUAAAUUUAGAUUCGUCAGCAUGGUCUUCCAUCUUCUCUACAUGACAGUCCAAUUUAAUUCCCCCUUUAUAUAUAUAUAUAAUUUUUUUUUUUUUUUGUUUUGUUUAAAGAGUAAUCAGUGCUGCAGUUGACGGUUUUCACAUAAUAAGCCCUUAAUGUAGUAUGUUCCCCUAAAUUUGCCACAUUUUUGUGAUUCUUCACAUUUAAUUACGGUAAGGAACUUCUUAGACUUCUAUCUUUAGAUUCCUAGAACAAGGUAUUAGAUGUGGAUAAAAUGCAAAUUUGCUUAUAAUGAAAAGAUAAAUGGAUGGUGAUUGAUCACAGUAUAUUUCCAGCUCAGAGGUAUAGAUGGCCUCUGUGUAGCCAGGUGAGGUUGAAGUGGUUUUUUGGGGGGAAUGGAGGCAUCCCAUCUUAUUACAGUGCUUAAGACAGCAUGGGCAGUGGCUUGCAGUUCUUGAUGUAAAUGUUUUGUUUGUGUCUUUUAUAUGUUCAUAUUAAAAGCCAAUAAAAAAUAUUUGAUCAAGUUUUGAAUUUCCUCCAGUGAGCAGGCAAAAACACAUUUGUUAUCGGCUACUCUCAACCCUUCCUGAGGAUUUAAAAUGCACAUCCUUGACCUUCUAUGAAGUAAUCAAAGUGGGAUUUGACAAUAGGAGCCACUCAUUUGUCCCUGUCUGAACUGAAAUCGAACUGUAAAAGCUCUAACCCAUGUCAAUUAUGUGUGCAAUUAAUUAAACGGAUUUAAAAUAAA